Drosophila mauritiana is the source of this 985-nucleotide messenger RNA. Its product is annotated as trypsin 3A1. The record is from RefSeq and is a predicted model, not a curated record. The transcript has a single exon. Gene Ontology annotation, biological process: proteolysis. Lineage: Eukaryota; Metazoa; Arthropoda; Insecta; Diptera; Drosophilidae. Gene Ontology annotation, molecular function: serine-type endopeptidase activity. Bases 20 to 823 code for a protein of 267 amino acids.
GUUGGCAAUCAAAGUGAAAAUGACGAGCUUGGACUUGAGACUGGCAGUAGCGCUCUGUCUAAUCUGGACGACGGCUGCCCAGAACUCCACGGAUGGCGGACAGGAUGGCCGCAUUGUCGGCGGCUGGGAAACGCACAUCACCUUUUUUCCGCACCAAGUAUCCCUGCAGUUGGGCACUCGGCAUGCAUGCGGUGGAACCAUCAUUUCGCCCACCAUCAUCUUGACUGCUGCUCACUGUGUGCUGGAGUACAGCAAACCGCAAUAUUACGUGAUUCGAGCCGGAUCCAGCGAUUGGACGAAGGGCGGCAGCUAUAUUAGCGUCAAACAGAUCAUUCCUCAUCCCAAGUUCCAUGAACCAACGAGGAUGAACAAUGACAUUGCCAUUGUUCAGCUGCAGCAACCCCUUGUCUAUAGUCAGGAUAUACGACCCAUAAGCUUGGCCACCAAUAAGGACAUCAUUAUGUCGACCGCACAGCUUUUUGUAAGCGGCUGGGGCAGCACGUCGAUCUCACAAAUGCAGCCGGAAAAGCGUCUUCGCUACACAGUUGUCCAUCUAAGAGAUCAGAAUCAGUGCGCCAGAAACUAUUUUGGAGCUGGCACCGUGACCAACACCAUGUUCUGCGCGGGAACUCAGGUGGGAGGAAGAGAUAGCUGCCAGGGAGAUUCGGGCGGUCCACUUGUCACAUCUAUAGAUGGCCAGCUAAAGCUCUACGGCAUUGUGUCCUGGGGAUUUGGAUGCGCAAACGCCAUGUUUCCUGGAAUUUACACUAAAAUUUCCGCCUAUGACGACUGGAUAGCGCAGACAAUUGAGGAGCUGGUCUAGCCUAAUUUUAAACUAUAUUACUACAUAGAAAUAAUAGUCAAAACCACUGCUAAGUUUAAGUUAUAACGUAUAACAUAUAUACUAAUACCAAAUCUAAUUUAUAAGAUCUUUCACCUCUGUAAAUGAACUUUAUUAAACGCUAAUAACUUGCUAAUUUCAAGU